ACUCUGGCCACAGGCCACAGAGGCCCAUGUGGUUUCGAAACAAAACAAACUCUACUACUUACGCGCCCUUGCCAGAUCACUGUGUGCUCCGAGGUGUUUGACAGUUAAAAAUAUAUUUAGUUUAGCGUUUAUUCGAAUAGAUCGACUGUUUGGUGAAAAUAAUUUUUAUUCGAGUACAGCGAAAAAGAUGAACAGUACAAAAAACAUGACGAAGCUCGAUGUUUCGUUGCUUGGGAAAAAAUUUCGAGGCUCCAUGCUCGGUUGUCUGGCGGGUGAUUGCAUCGGAAGCCCUUACGAAGGGGAAACCAUGAGUUCUGGUGAUCGGGUAGUUUUGCAAAAUUCCUACGACAAGCUCGAGGGACCCAUGUACAGAGCGCCAGUUAUGCAAUUCUCCGAUGAUUCUGCAAUGACAAAGUCAGUGGCAGAGUCUUUGAUUGAAAAAAAGGACCUUGACCUCGUCGAUAUGGCUAAAAAGUUCGUCAAGAGUUAUUACCAAGAGCCUCACAGGGGAUAUGGUCAGAGCGUUGUUACAGUUUUUAAAAAGCUCAGAGGCUCCAAAUUUACGGACGUUUUACUUCCAGCAAGGGAACAGUUCAAUGGUCAAGGUUCUUUUGGGAAUGGAGCUGCCAUGAGAGUUACUCCGAUCGCAUUAUUUUGUUACAACAAUUAUGAGCGCACGAUCGAUAUGGCUAGGCAACAAUCGUUGCUUACACAUACCCAUAAAAUUGGAAUCGAUGGAGCAAUACUGCAGGCAAUGGCUAUUCAACAAAGCUUACAUUCUCAUCCCAAGGAUGAAUUCGAUGCCAGAGAAUUUGUUGAUGACCUCAUAGAUAAAAUGAAUUUUGUAGAGGCUGACGAAGAAGGUUUAGGUCUAGUAGAACCACAACCUUACAAAAAGAGAUUAACUCUGGUGAAAAAACUUCUUUCCGAAAAAAAUGGAAAUAAACCAACACCUGAUCAAGUUGUUCAUGAAUUGGGAAACGAUAUUACGGGUGUAGGAUCCGUGCCUACGGCAAUAUUUUGUUUUUUGAGGGCUCAGAGCCCAAUCGAAGGAAUCAGGACGGAAAAUCCUCUAAGGAGGGCAAUCCAAUAUGCUGUAAGUUUGGGAGGAGACACAGACACAAUUGGAUGUAUGACGGGUGCAAUAGCAGGUGCGUUUUAUGGCGAUGAAAAAUUAUCGCCUAAUGUCUUGCAACACUGUGAAGGGUCGGAAGAAUUUAAACAACUUGCGGACAAGUUGCUGGAUGCAGCAACUUCUGUGGAAUGGAAUUCAAAUUGAGGCAUUGUUGUUGUUUUUUUUUUCUCAUGAAUUGUGUAGGUCAUGAAUAUUUUAAA
Messenger RNA from Copidosoma floridanum, 1335 nucleotides. Its product is annotated as ADP-ribosylhydrolase ARH3. Lineage: Eukaryota; Metazoa; Arthropoda; Insecta; Hymenoptera; Encyrtidae. Gene Ontology annotation, cellular component: nucleus; mitochondrion. The record is from RefSeq and is a predicted model, not a curated record.